Pistacia vera is the source of this 1183-nucleotide messenger RNA. RefSeq lists its product as uncharacterized. Bases 60 to 1166 code for a protein of 368 amino acids. The record is from RefSeq and is a predicted model, not a curated record. NCBI's taxonomy places the organism in Eukaryota, Viridiplantae, Streptophyta, Magnoliopsida, Sapindales, Anacardiaceae. The transcript is spliced from 3 exons.
GUCUUUCUUUCUUUAAUUCCUCUGACAAUAAUUUCUGCAAUUUUACUUAAUUAGUUUACAUGAGGAAACUUUGUCCAAAUAUGGAGAAAGAAGAUGGCCUUGAGACGGUGCUCGAGGUCCCAAUACCAGAAGAAAUGUUCCAUAGCAUGGGUAACAAUGUUCAUUUACGAUGGCAAAACAUGUUAUCCUGGAUGAAAGCUCAAACUUCUGAAAAAUGGUCGCAACCAGUCAUUGCGAGUCGAUUUAACGAGCUACGUUUCCUCCUUUACCUUGUUGGUUCUCCUCUUAUCCCUCUCCAGGUCCAAUUAGGCCACUCUGUUCAUAAGCCUGUCAAAGAUUGUUCCAUCCAAGCAUCAACGGCAAAAUACAUUGUACAACAAUACAUAGCGGCCACAGGAGGACAAGCAGCUUUAAAUGCAGUGCACAGCAUGUGCGUAACAGGACAAGUGAAAAUUACAGCAUCAGAGUUUCGGCGGGGCGAUCAAGAUCCAAGCACAAAUGUGAAAACCACCCACGAAGCUGGUGGAUUCGUGCUAUGGCAGAAAGAUCCAGACUUAUGGUAUUUAGAAUUCGUUGUCUCUGGCUGCAAGGUCAUCUGUGGAAGCAACGGCAAGCUUUCAUGGAGACAUUCCUCUAACAGCCAAGCACCCAUUUCAAAGGGCCCUCCUAGACCUUUGCGCCGCUUUUUACAGGGUUUGGAUCCAAGGUCCACGGCUAAUCUAUUUUUAGACGCUUCAUGCAUUGGGGAAAAGGUUAUAAACCAGGACGACUGUUUCAUAUUGAAGCUAGAGACAAGUCCAGCCAUUCGAGAGGCACAAAGCGGUCCUAAUUACGAGAUCAUUCACCAUACAAUCUGGGGUUACUUCAGCCAAAGAUCAGGACUAUUGGUUCAAUUUGAGGAUUCAAGGCUGCUAAGAAUGAGAACAAAAGCUGACGACGAUGUUUUCUGGGAAACUAGCACGGAAUCAGUAAUGGAUGAUUACAGACACGUCGAUGGUGUUAACAUUGCACAUGGCGGCAGGACACGUGUCAGAAUUUUUAGAUAUGGAGAGCAUUCUGCAAAUCACAAGAGGGAGAUGGAAGAGAAAUGGAAGAUUGAAGAAGCAGAUUUUAACAUUUGGGGUUUGACGGCAGAUUACUUUCAUCCUCCAGAGGACAUCAAAUAAAAAUAAUUAAUAUAUUU